Actinia tenebrosa (Australian red waratah sea anemone) is the source of this 756-nucleotide messenger RNA. RefSeq names its product equistatin. NCBI's taxonomy places the organism in Eukaryota, Metazoa, Cnidaria, Anthozoa, Actiniaria, Actiniidae. The record is from RefSeq and is a predicted model, not a curated record.
AGCCUUCAAACCAAUAGAUAUAAAUAAGAGAAAUCAGGGAAUCAUUAGGGUCAGUCUGUACUACUCUUAGCCAAAACCAAGCCAAGUUUUCCAAAGGAUUCGUCGUGAUGAUUUGGGUACUAUUCAUUGUUUGUGCUAUAACUGCUACUGAAGCUAGUCUAAGCAAAUGCCAACAGCUCCAGGCCUCGGCUAACAGUGGUCUGAUAGGUGCUUAUGUACCACAAUGCAAAGAAACGGGAGAGUUCGAAGAAAAACAAUGCUGGGGAUCGACUGGUUACUGUUGGUGUGUGGAUGAAGAUGGAAAAGAGAUUCUAGGAACCAAGAUCCGUGGAUCUCCGGAUUGCAGCCGCAGAAAAGCCGCGUUAACACUUUGCCAGAUGAUGCAGGCCAUAAUCGUUAAUGUCCCUGGUUGGUGUGGCCCUCCAUCGUGUAAAGCUGACGGCAGUUUUGACGAGGUUCAGUGCUGCGCAAGUAAUGGAGAAUGCUACUGUGUGGAUAAGAAAGGAAAAGAACUUGAAGGCACAAGACAACAGGGAAGGCCAACCUGCGAAAGACACCUAAGCGAAUGCGAGGAAGCUCGACUCAAGGCGCAUUCAAACAGUCUUCGUGUUGGGAUGUUUGUGCCAGAGUGUUUAGAGGAUGGAUCAUAUAACCCAGUACAGUGCUGGCCUAGCACAGGAUACUGUUGGUGCGUCGAUGAAGGAGGGGUAAAGGUACCAGGUUCCGAUGUCAGAUUUAAACGCCCCACAUGCUAAG